CUGGCACCAAGCGCUCACGGCAACUUGUAGUCAGGUCUUCCUUCUACUAUGAUUGCACCAAAGCUCGAUGCAAAGCAGACCACAGAGGUGGUCAGCCUGCCCAUCAUCAAAGCAGAUGUGAAGGAACCACCUACUUUCAUCCUCCUGCCCUCUGAAUUACUAGUAGAAAUCUUUCGUCAUCUACUAGAUUGUCGCUCUAUCUUGCGUUGUUCUGCGGUCUGCCACGAAUUGAACAAGGUGAUCGAGUCCUCUGUAGAACUCCAGUAUCGUAUCGAGCUUGCCCUCGAUCGCAUGGUUGAUGGCCCUCAUAGCACCGUCACUGUUGCAGAGCGUCUUGAACAGUUGCGAAAUCUCCGUCGUGCGUGGACUUUGUUUGAGUGGAAAAAGGAGGUUCGGGUGCCCAUGCCUGGUUUCUGCCAGGCAUACGAGCUCGUAGGAGGCGUAUUUGCAAAGACGUCGUCUUCUGGAGGCAUUUACAAUCAUUCCGGUUCACGAAACUUCAUAUCCUCCUGGCUACCAUCCUCAUCGGAUCCUGGACACACGUUGGUUCGGAGCGAUAUAGGGAUCUCAACGAGAGAUUUUGCCAUCGAUCCAUCGCAAGAUCUCAUCGCUCUCGUCAAAUCUGAUGACGACUUCAUAGGUGAUUCUGGCUACAUAGAGGUGUACAUUCGCACAAUCUCCUCCAACAUCAAGCACCCCGAAGCGGCAUCUCCUGUUUUGCGCACCCUCACCCCGUUCACGAUGACCAGUGCAUUCAUACAGAUCGUAGAUGAUGUGAUUGGGAUGAUGUUUUGGAUGGAGAUUGAAAGCCCUCGCAUCACGAUCUGGAAUUGGAAGACGGCGCAAAUGCUUGUGGAUCGCGACGGUGACGACUUGCCCAGCCAUAUCAGCGACUUUUCAUUCAUUUCGAGCCGUGCGUACAUGAUCACGCGCGGGGUCGAUGGGGGCUCGAUCCAAGUGUUUACAUUUGGAGAAGAUCAACACGAAAUCACCCAUGUCGCGAGCCUAUCACUGCCUCCCCUAAAGUCUCGCACCCAUCUGGUGCACUGCGCAAUUCAUACCGGUCCCUUUGUGGCAAAGUGUUCUCCGGACACGCCUUUCUGGACCGAUCAGGAGGAGCGGAUAUAUGUUCUAUCCGUGCAAUAUAUCCAGGUGGACCCCGACGUCCCUAGCGCCAGGCCGAGAUUUUUUCUCUUCUUUGAGAAUCGCACUCCUCUCGGAUACAUACAGAAAUACCGCGAACAAAGAGAAACAAGCCCCUUCGAGGUGUCUUGGGAGGAGUGGGGCCCGCAUAAGAGUCGCAUGCUCCAUCAUCAAGUCCCAUAUCAGUGGCUCAGAUAUGUUCAUGGCCAUCGGGUGGUCUUUCCGUUACUAUCAGGCAGCAUGGAAGUGUUAGACUUCAAUGUACGCAAAACUAAGCGGAACGUCUUCCCACCGCAGCCUGACUCCAAAGCGAGUAUUGAGGUGGUUGAUUACCCCUCGACCAUCUGGUCGGACAUGAUCUUCCCGAAGCCCAUCGAAACGAACUUGCCCUAUCGCAUUUGUCGAAGGGACGAGCUUAAAGGGUUUUCGGGCGUGAUGAUCGAUGAGCAGAGAUUGGUUGGUUUGAAGACCCCCUCAUUUGCUGAUGGUGAUAUGAAGGAUUUAUAUGUUUUUGCAUUUUGACCACUGUUGUACGCUAUGCUUGACAAGAUAAGUGUUAUUCAUAAAUAUCGACUUAUGACGACAUGUAAAUUACCAGAAAAGAUUGUACAGUCUGUCAUGACUGCUCAAUAAAUGUAAGUUGUAAAUUU
Suillus clintonianus is the source of this 1793-nucleotide messenger RNA. RefSeq lists its product as uncharacterized. The coding region runs from base 49 to 1665 and encodes 538 amino acids. The record is from RefSeq and is a predicted model, not a curated record. The transcript has 6 exons. Lineage: Eukaryota; Fungi; Basidiomycota; Agaricomycetes; Boletales; Suillaceae. Gene Ontology annotation, molecular function: protein binding.